Molecule: messenger RNA, 1169 nt
Organism: Pseudomyrmex gracilis
Lineage: Eukaryota; Metazoa; Arthropoda; Insecta; Hymenoptera; Formicidae
Product: ATPase ASNA1 homolog
Exons: 6
Coding region: 93-1103 (336 amino acids)
Biological process (GO): post-translational protein targeting to endoplasmic reticulum membrane
Cellular component (GO): GET complex
Molecular function (GO): ATP binding; ATP hydrolysis activity
Source: RefSeq, a predicted model, not a curated record
CGAAAGUCGUAGGCAAGCAUCGGAGCUGAUCGGAGUUGGUUGUUAAGUUUCCGGAGAAAUUUGUGCCUAAUCACUCAGUCAUUACGUGAAACAUGACGGAAGACGAGUCAAUGACGGUUUUCGAGCCCUCGAUCAGGAACGUGAUCGAACAACGUUCCUUGCGAUGGAUAUUUGUGGGUGGCAAAGGCGGAGUCGGGAAAACGACUUGCAGCUGCUCCUUGGCAGUACAACUGUCAAAAGUCCGGGAAAGUGUACUUAUCAUAUCCACAGAUCCGGCGCAUAACAUUUCUGAUGCGUUUGAUCAGAAGUUCAGCAAGGUGCCAACCAAGGUGAAGGGCUUUGAUAAUUUAUUUGCCAUGGAGAUUGAUCCUACUGUUGGUAUCACGGAAUUGCCGGAAGAAUACUUCGAAAAUGACUCAGUUACAGGAGGAGAGGCAUUUAAGAUGAGCAAGAGUGUUUUGCAAGAAGUUGUUGCUGCAUUCCCUGGUAUAGAUGAAGCAAUGAGCUAUGCGGAAGUCAUGAAGCUUGUAAAGGGAAUGAAUUUCUCAGUUGUGGUGUUUGAUACCGCACCUACUGGACAUACUCUGAGGUUAUUAUCGUUUCCACAAGUGCUGGAAAAAGGACUAGGAAAAUUAAUACGAUUGAAAAUGAAGAUUAGUCCUUUCAUCACACAGUUUACCUCAUUGUUUGGUUUCACGGACUUCAAUGUAGACACAUUUUCUAAUAAAAUGGAGGAAAUACUUACUGUUAUUAAGCAAGUUAACGAACAGUUUAAAAAUCCCGAUCAGACGACUUUCAUAUGUGUCUGCAUAGCUGAGUUUUUGUCGCUUUACGAGACGGAACGACUUGUGCAAGAGUUAACAAAAUUCGGCAUUGAUACGCACAACAUCAUAGUGAAUCAGCUAUUAUUCUUAAAAAAGGGCGACACACCUUGCCGACUUUGUCUCGCCAGGCAUAAAAUACAAGAUAAAUAUUUAGAUCAGAUACUGGAUCUUUAUGAGGAAUUCCACGUCACACGGCUUCCUUUACUGGAGAGAGAAGUGCGAGGAGCUCAAAUGGUCAGGGAAUUUUCGGAAAAUCUUGUUAAACCGUACAUGCCUUAGCAUCUAUGUAAUUAAUACCUAUUUAUAAUAACAUAUAUGAUAUAUAUAUAUAUCUCGAAAAAGAUA